Molecule: messenger RNA, 726 nt
Organism: Pieris macdunnoughi
Lineage: Eukaryota; Metazoa; Arthropoda; Insecta; Lepidoptera; Pieridae
Source: the annotation of a GenBank genome assembly
AUGUGUCUAUGUUUGGGAAAAUGUGUCGUCCGUUACUUUUUAGUCAGCAUAAAUUUGAUAUUUUUUUUCAUAGGUGCAGCCAUCGCAAUCGCCGGAGGCAUCCUCCUCUACCAGUUGAGGACUAAUUCACCUCUGGAUGUACAGGACUAUGAUCUAGAAAUUAUACUUGUCAUAGUUUUAGGAUGUGUCAUUGCAUUCAUCAGUGCCAUGGGCUGGUGCGGAGCCUGUGCCGAGAAGAAAGUGCUACUAUAUAUAUAUUCCGGUAUUGUGGUGGUCCUUGCAGCUCUACAGGUGUAUGCAGUGGUAAAACUGCGAAGUGCAGAUGUUAUCUCUGAGGAUAAGAUUAUUAAUUCGCUGGAAAAAACCUUUAACGACACCAGUCAGCGAGAAACAUUUCACGUUUUGGAGUCAACCUUUAAAUGCUGUGGACCAACUGGCCCUGAAUCAUACAUCGGAGUGUAUGACCAACUACCACCGUCAUGCUGUGUCAAUGCCACCAUCAUGCCAGAUCUGGACAAACCCGUGAUAGUGGACCAGAUCGGCUCUAAGGCACUGUCGUGCUCGAUUGAUGACGCACACCUCGGAUGUAGUACCGUUUUGAUGGAAUUCUUGAAAAUGGUCGUACAUUAUCUGGGAUUGGGAUUCAUCGUUGUUAUUGCUGUUGAGUUACUUGCAAUUGUCUUGGCAUUAUCGCUUUCCUGCUGCAUUGCUCCAAAGACAGGUUAA